This is a messenger RNA of Topomyia yanbarensis, 1180 nucleotides long. RefSeq lists its product as uncharacterized. The coding region runs from base 39 to 1112 and encodes 357 amino acids. The record is from RefSeq and is a predicted model, not a curated record. The transcript has 3 exons. Gene Ontology annotation, molecular function: DNA binding. Lineage: Eukaryota; Metazoa; Arthropoda; Insecta; Diptera; Culicidae.
AACAUACUACCUGUCGACGAAGCAUUGAUAUUGAUCGAAUGCCACAUGUUAUCGCGGGUGCCACGGCUACCAUACACGUCCCAGAUUGCACCCAGGAGUUACUGGUUCUACAUACACAGCCAAAGUUUGUUGAAAUCAACACUGCGCCAAAUUCGUCGAGCCAGGCACAACAUCUUUUACAUCUAGUUUCAAAUGAUGCGCUGUCGCCUUCGGAGUUCACAACUUCGGUUGUGAGAUCAAAUACUCAGGCAUUUUCUAACCCGGUACAGCAGGUACUACAACCAAAACUGGAUGACCAGCUAUCAAAGCCUGAAGAUCUCAGCAUUCCUAAGAAAACAGUUCCUAGUCGGAUUGAACCAUUUACUGUACAUACUGAUACUCCGAAUGAGCUGAGCGAACCAUAUGAAAUUGAUUUCAUAGUCGAUGUACCAACAUUUUCACCAGUACAAUCGCUCGAAAGCCAACACUCAACGUCGCAGAUGUCAUCAACAAUUGAAGGUAAUGAAAAUUGCGGCAAAUGUGACGUUUGGGAAAAUCAAGCGCUGGAGAACAAGAAUACCAUUAAGAAACUUCGUAGAAAAAUCAAGCUGCUCAAAAAGGAAUUAGCCCAAUCAAAUGACCACGCACUGUCUCUUUCACGGGAGCUACAGGAUUUGAAGGAUCGGCAACAAAUUCCUUCGGUCACAUUCACGAUUCAAUCUGAUUUCGACAUCACGCUGGAAGAAAUUAAAAACAUCGAUCGCAAUGCUACCACGGAUAGCCAAUUUAUUUCUAAUUUGGCGAUUCACUUCUUUGGAGUUGACAGAUUGAAAACAAUGAGUGUGACAGGACAACCUACGCCACGAUUCAAAAACAAACUGAACGCAGAUGGUUCGCUUUUGUACCCGGCAAAAGAGCAAAUUGACCCUAAAAUUCUUAAAUUUAUUUUUGAAAAACUUGUUGAACGUGUUGCCAUGCGCCUGGGACCACACAAAAUUCGUGAAAUUGCACACUAUGCCAACGAGAAGCUGGUAAAUAAAAGUAUUGCCCAAAAAAUUUCGAAUCUCAACAAAAUCGAAACUAACCGCGUGCCUUUUGGUAUAAAUAGAAUCGGUAAUGGAAAUCGAAAUUAAACGUAUAAUGCAUUAUGAUUAAUACGACAGUACACAGAAGCGUGUAAUAAUUUGAAUUUGACAUAAGU